GUCAACAACUGGUCCGGGAGGAAGCAAAGUGUCAUUAGCUCUCUGCUUACUUCACCGAGCGUGCAGAGAGUCACAUUUGUUUACAUAUUUCCUUUUCUAGCGCAAGGCUCGGUUUCUUUUUUUAAACGCUCCCGUCGUCGUUCACGUUUUCCCCACGCAGCCAUGGGCGACAAAGUUACGGAGGCGAGCUCACGUUAGCAAACUGGAUGUCUCUCUGUCAGUUGUUGGAAGUUGGCUAGUCCCCCGAGCUAGCAGCUACGUAGCUAACGUGAGCACAGUGAGAGAGGACGGAGCUGCUGUUUACAGCCUGAGCUGGAAACAAUACCUGCUGUAAAACGUGAAGAGGCUGCUUUGUUUCGGACGUGACGAGCUGGUUGAGUUGUCCGACCAUGGAUCCGUUUGACAGCAACAGCACAGGAGAGCGGGCCAACCUGCCGAGGAACAUGAUUGAGAACAGCAUGUUUGAAGAAGAGCCUGAUGUUGUGGACUUGGCCAAAGACUCCGCCGCGUUUCCGACGUUUCCUGCUCUCGACCCAGAUGAGGUGGCAUACGAGCCUCGUAGCUCACGGUUGCUUGUGCGAGGCCUGGGGGAGAAUGAUAUGGACGAGGAUGAGGAGGACUGCGAGUCUUCAGCUCGUCUGCUAGGCAUGUCCUUCAUGAACCGUAGCUCUGCUCACAGAUCCAGCUCCUCUCCAUACACCAGGCAGGCUCCACCCAGGUCAUGUUCACGGCCCUCAGCCCGCACCAUGGUUGUAUGUGUGUUAUUCUUGGUGAUAGUGGCCUCUAUGACGAUGGUACUGUACUUCUUACCUGGAUGCACCUUUACCAAGACGGGUUGUCGUAAGCCAAACAAAACCACUCCCUUCGAGCCAGUCUACCCUGUGUCCACAAAUGGUGAACUGUUUCCAUGGGCACAGUACCGGCUGCCUCAAAGCUUGCAUCCUCUCAGCUAUAACAUCACCCUGAGCCCCAAUCUCGACAGUAUGACCUUUACCGGCUGCACUGUUAUCACCAUGAUUGUGCAGCACAACACCAAGCGCAUUGUCCUGCACAGUGCUGGUCAUAACAUCACCAAAGCUACUUUCAAGCUGGGCGAAGGGGAGCCCAGGGAUGUCACUGUAUUGGAGUACAAACCCAAACAGCAGAUAGCUGUAAAGUUCUCCGAGGAGCUGAAGGCAGGCCAGACCUGUGUUUUGACCCUGGAUUACUCGGCCAACCUCUCACACACCUAUGACGGUUUCUACAACAGCUCAUACACAGAUAAAGAUGGAAACAAGAGGGUACUAGCUGCAACUCAGUUUGAGCCGCUGUCAGCUAGGAAGGCCUUUCCUUGCUUUGAUGAACCAGCUUUUAAAGCAACCUUCCUAAUCAAAAUCAAACGAAAACCAGCCUACAUGACUCUUUCCAACAUGCCUAAGGCUCAAACCACAAAACUUUCCGAUGACCUUUUCCAAGAUGAGUUUGAAAAGACCAGUGUCAACAUGAGCACCUACCUGGUGGCCUUCGUUGUUGCUGACUUCACCCCUAUCAGCAAAAAUGUCUCAGAAACUCUGGUGUCUGUGUACUCUGUACCAGAGAAGAAGGAGCACACUGACUAUGCUCUUGACACGGCCACCAAACUGCUGGAGUUCUACAAUAACUUCUUUGAAAUUACCUACCCCCUCAAAAAACUAGGUGAGUACACACAGGCACUUGAACGUUAUCUAUUCCUCCUCCGAUUGUUUCUUUUUUCCCUUCUUUCUACACACACCCUGAUAUGCUCCCUCUCUCCUUUGUCAGAUUUGGUUGCCAUCCCAGACUUCCUGGCAGGAGCCAUGGAGAACUGGGGACUCAUCACGUUCAGAGAGACCAGCCUGCUGGUGGGCAAACAGUCCUCUACUCUUGAAAAACAAGUAGUCGCCUCCGUCAUAGCUCAUGAACUCGCCCAUCAGUGGUUUGGAAAUUUGGUAACGAUGAGCUGGUGGAAUGACCUGUGGCUCAAUGAAGGCUUUGCCACUUACAUGCAGUACAUGUCACUGCAGACAGUGUUGCCCAAACUGGACAUUGGUAAUUUGUUCCUGGCUGUUCGGUUCAGAGCUUUGGACAAAGAUGCACUAAACUCUUCCCACGCUGUGUCGACUGAGGUGAACACACCGGAACAGGUGGAAGAGAUGUUUGACUCUGUCUCCUAUGAAAAGGGUGCAUCCAUUCUCCUGAUGCUGAACGCCUCCCUGCCAGGCGACCAACAGUUCAGGAAGGGUAUCAUGUUAUACCUAAAAACUUUCAGUGGAUUAAACACGGACACUGACAACCUCUGGAACAGUCUUACACAGGUCGAGGUCCCAACACAGCACCUGAAUGUGUCGAAGAUGAUGAGCUCAUGGACGUCACAGAAAGGCUUCCCGUUGGUCACUGUAAGCCGCAAGGGUGAUGAGGUGACCCUCACACAGGAGCAUUUCCUCCUCACAUCUGAAAAUGCCACGCGUACUUCCAGCUUGUGGAAUAUUCCAGUGACGUACGUAAACGACAGCUGUAGCUUGGACCCCCGCUGCCGACAGCUGGUCACGCUGGAGACCAAAUCAGAGUCAUUUAAGCUGCCAGAAAGUGUCAAGUGGCUGAAGUUAAACUAUAGAAACACAGGAUUCUACAUUGUUCACUAUGGAGACGAGGGCUGGGCUGCUCUCAUAGAUGCUUUGUCCAAAAAUGUCAGUGUUCUUACACAUGAAGACCGUGCCUCACUCAUACACAACAUCUUUGCUCUCAGCAGAUUGGGUCGUGUGUCAUUCCAACAUGUUCUCAACCUGUUGAACUACAUGCCCAAUGAAACAGAGACUUCUCCUGUAACAGAGGCCUUGUUGCAGCUCAACAAUAUCUACCAGCUGCUCGACAAAAGACAGGAGCAAUAUCUCGUGGCCCGCAUGAAGAACUACAUUAUGAGUCUUUUUGGUUCAUUGAUGGACAAUCAAACAUGGACAGAGGAGGAGAGUGUGUCUAAGCAGGAGCUUCGCUCAGCCCUGCUAGAGACGGCCUGCGGUCUGAAAAGAAUAAACUGCAUUAAAAAAGCCAAAGCUCUGUUCAAACAGUAUGUCGAGUCCAACGGGACCUUCAGGAUCCCAGGCGAUUUGCAGCAAGUCGUAUUCAGUGUGGCUGCUCAAUCAGAUGAAGAUUGGCCGAUUUUGCUCAACAAGUACGGACAUGCCACCUAUGAUUCAGAGAAGCGCAAAAUGCUACGGGGCCUAGCGUCCACUCAGGAUGUACGGAGGAUUGUAUGGAUUCUAAAGGCAGGUCUGAAGGGGGACCCCAUCCAGACACAGGAGCUGCCUUUGGUCAUCAACGCUAUCUGCAAUGGCUUUGCAGGCUACCUGUUCGCCUGGGAUUUUAUACAAGAGAACUGGGACAGCCUCAUAGAGAAGUUCCAUGUGGGCUCCUUUGCCAUCCAGACAAUCGUUAAAUCUGCCACCUCCCAGUUCUCCACAAAGGCACACCUUGAUCAAGUGCAGGGGUUCUUCUCUAGUCUGAAGGAGCGCGGCUCUCAGAUGAGGAGCGCUCGGGAAGCUUUGGAAACCAUCAGGCUGAACCAGCGGUGGAUGGACAACAACCUGCCUAUGCUCCAAAGAUAUCUGUAAUAGAGGUGCUACUAACCGGCAGCCCGGGGCACGUCGCCAGGACAACAGCAGUGUUUGCACUAUUGUAGGACCUUGUCUCUUAACUCCCUUUAUCCAGGCCAGAGUGCUAAUCAAAGCCAGAAGUUUUGCUCUACCUGGGUGUGGACAAGGUGGUUCAUUUUUGGUCCUGUAAGUUGUAUUUGCUAGCUCAGGGUGGCUCUGAUUGUGUGUCUGACAGGGAGUUGUCAGAUGCAAACAUACACUCCUCACACUUAAUGCUGUCGACCAAACCUCUCCACUGCAGCAUUCAUCUAAACCUCAUGCCUGAGCAGACAAUCACGCUUCAUCCACAGUCCUUUCGCUCACCCCACUGUAUGAGCUCUAUAGUGGCCUCUAGGGAUGUUUCUGAUGACUAAAUGUCGCUGAUGUUUUAAACGCAGACUAGUUGACAAGUCUAAAAGUAAGAAAAUACUCAGAACAGUCAAAACUGAGCAAAAAUUACAAACCGCACACACAGCCAGGCUUCACAAGUUACAUACUCCGGUAUAUCCUGUUACAGGAAGAGAGAGAUCACUCUCAUUUUAACUUGAUUGUUGUGGGAUAACUUCUUGUACAUGAUGCCUUUCAAGUUUUUAUCAUAUUGUAUUUUUAUUAUAUUAUUGUUGUUUUCCAUCACUGACUUAACUUGGAUUAGCUUUGUAAUGUGAUCAGUGAAGUUACAGAGCAGGUAUGCUAAUGUUACCACAGCUAACUAAACAGCUGUCAGUCAGCAUUAAGAAUGGCAGGUAUUUUCUAAUGUGAUAGCUAGGUUCUCACUCCUUAGUGUUAUCGUACCUUAACACAUCUCAAAUCCCAAAGUGGACGGCAAUACUGCAUAAAGAUGCAACAGUUAACUGGUGUUUUACAUGAAUAAAAUAUUAUAAAUAGUUUAACAGACUAUUAUUUAUGAUGUAGCAACAUGUAUAUCAGCUACUCGACUAGUCACCCACAUCCCUAAUGGCCACUUCAAAAAGAGCAGGUUUGAAGAAUGUCAACGUGACUCUCUUUAGUGACUUUACUGUCUGUGUUUGUCUUUCUCUCAACCAUCGGAUAUAUAUGUACAUGAAGCUGUCAGGGAUUCUUUGGCGAUGAAAAGUUGAAAUACCGGUACUUGCGAAAUUAUUCUUAGGAUUAAAAUGACCUUUUUAUGGCUGAAAAUAUGUAGAAACAACAGCUGCUUGCCAUUCUGAACUCUACCUUCUCAUGCCACCUGAAGCAUUUAUAAUUUUAGUCAUGGUUUGGCUAGAAGAUUGGUUGAUUGAUUUAUAGCUAAAAAUACCAAACUUGUGUUGGCAUCAAUUGAAUGUACUGAAAAACCUUCCCACUGUGUACAGUAGAUGGCGUACUGCACAGUAGUGCAGGUUUAAAUCAACAACCAAUGUGUCUUAUGUGAGAGCGGGCAGUGCACACUGGAGCCAAAUGUUAAUUUUUUUUUUUUUUCUUUCUUGCUUGCUAUACCAUCAUAAACCUGGUUUAGCGCUGAUAAACAUUUAAUUGAUUUCUGCCUGCAGUGCGGUCACUGUACAGAUUUCAACUCCAUGUGCUUGUAAACUUGUAAUUAUAAUGUAAAUAAUUUAUGCUCAACCCUUCAACGUUUUCCCCUAUGAUUUUUGGAUGUACUGUUUUAAACAUCUUGACUUUUAACAUUUUAAGAUUGCUUUGUGUUAUGUGUAUAUAGAGUGUAAAGAGGAGAUCUAUACAUAGAAUUGAUCAGGAGUAUUGGUCAAAUACUCUCAUUGUAUUUCCUGAUUUAGACCACCCCAAAGAGGGUAUUUGCUGAUGAAUGUUUGUGUUUUAAGGGCUAGUGUGCAUAUUGAAGUGUGUAGAUGAAUAUCUAUAUUGGACACGACUAAUCUGUCCAGUAAGAUGUUGCUUAUUAGCCAAAUAAAAUAAGAAGGUUUAAAGUAACUCCAAUGUUAACUGGCCGUUGCUCCUGAGAAUCAAGAGUAGUCUAUUUAUUGAGAGAAUGUCCAAACAUGUUUUCCCAACUUGUGUUCCAAGGUUUUAUUUAAAUGCAGUGGUACACUCAUCUUGAGCUUUAUUUAAAAUGGUACUGCUUACUUACCCACUCCAUCACUCUCAUGAUAUUCAGGAUAAUCAAGUAAAUAUACUGCAGAUUUAGUCACAUACUUGUUUUUUGUUGUUAUAUUAUUCUUCUGAAGCCUCUUUGUGUCAUUCAUGUAAAAAAAAAAAAUGUGUCUGCAAGAUGUUCACACUUGAUUAUUACCGAUGUGUGUCACAAGAUUUGGUUACUGUUAUGUCUUGCUUGUGUUGCAGUAAACAUAAUUGACCCUGUACACGGAUAAGAAACCUUUUGAAAUGGUCAUGUGUUUUUGACUCCAGUGACUUCCACUCGUUGGUCAAAGUGGUUGUAAGGAUGGGUGGGAUCCAAGAAGGGGACCAGACAGCGUAAAGCCCGGUGGAUAGGGUGGGAAAAAACAAAAUAAAACACUCCAUGUGUAACUUCAUUGUAGUUGGAGGUUAUCAACAAUGUUAUCAUUGACUUAUUCCAUCCAGUCCCUCAUGGUUUUAUAUUCUGACAUUCACCUUUUAAAGACACAUCCUAUACUUUUAUGUGCUGGCUAAUGGUCAUUCACACUGUUUAAUUGUGAAAAGGUGUCGUCUGUCUUCAACACUUUUCCAGCUGCCAGCAAUCAGAUUAAUUAAUCCACUCUAUUGAGACGCUUUGGUUUUCCACCAUAUUUGGAUUAGAAACUAUGAGGAUGUAUGAAGUCAGUUGCAAUAAGCUUUCAGAGACGAAUGUUGACUGAUGUCAUUCAGGUGCAGGGUUCAGUCAAAGUUGGUUAUGUAGCCGGUUUAUGAUAAUUGAGUACCACAUGUAGUAAACCCAAUCAGACUGUCUUUGUUUUUGCACUGGGAUGAAAUGCUGCAGAUGCUUUUGAAACUAUGUUGCUUUACAUGUGAACAAAAUAUAAAUAAAAGUUGUUUUCUGAA
Molecule: messenger RNA, 6578 nt
Organism: Larimichthys crocea (large yellow croaker)
Lineage: Eukaryota; Metazoa; Chordata; Actinopteri; Sciaenidae
Gene: lnpep
Product: leucyl/cystinyl aminopeptidase
Exons: 21
Coding region: 390-3605 (1071 amino acids)
Biological process (GO): proteolysis; peptide catabolic process; regulation of blood pressure
Cellular component (GO): plasma membrane; cytoplasm
Molecular function (GO): metalloaminopeptidase activity; peptide binding; zinc ion binding
Source: RefSeq, a predicted model, not a curated record